This is a messenger RNA of Cercospora beticola, 1464 nucleotides long. It is a transcript of the gene MRPL40, whose product is annotated as mitochondrial 54S ribosomal protein uL24m. NCBI's taxonomy places the organism in Eukaryota, Fungi, Ascomycota, Dothideomycetes, Mycosphaerellales, Mycosphaerellaceae. Gene Ontology annotation, cellular component: ribosome; mitochondrion. Gene Ontology annotation, biological process: translation. The record is from RefSeq and is a predicted model, not a curated record. Gene Ontology annotation, molecular function: structural constituent of ribosome; RNA binding.
AAGUCGUCCACUGUAGCCAUUGCCGUUCCAGCUCCAUUCACAAUGCAACGCGUGGUUGAGCGCGUUCGGAAGGCGGAGCGCACACUGUCCAAGAAGAGGAGCAAGGCAGCCGAGCACUUACGGCGCUCAGAAGCAUGGGAACGCAACCAAACCCGAGUGAGACAAGUGAAGGAGCACACGGCCAGGCUGCGUGAAGACCGCAAAAAUCGCGCCAUCGACUGGGAGACUGGAGCGCUGGCCCCACGCAGAGAUGUGGGCGACAAAGCAGGGAAAUACGGCGCCCUCGACAUUCCGUAUUUCCAACCCCUCGACAAGGACCCAGAGUCACGACUGCCCGAGAAUAAAUGGCCUUUUCGAGAAGGCGAUCGAGUGGUCAUCACGCGUGGGCGAGAUCAGGGCAAGAUUGGAGUCAUCAGCGAAGUGGACCACGUCAAGGACGCUGUCAAGGUGAAGGGCUUGAACAUGAUAGACGUCGCGCUUCCGAAAUGGAUGAAGGAGCGACAAAAUGACAAAAAAGAUUAUAACUCCAUUGAGCAGAUGAUCAGCAGAAAGGAUGUACAGCUGGUUUAUGCGCUGCCUGAUCUCGAAACGGGCAUCCCGCGAGAUGCCAUCAUCGAGAAGCUGGAAGUCGUUGAUGGAUUCAGAGUGAUACCAGGCUCGAACACUUUCCUUCCCUGGCCGCCGAAGGAUGAUUUACCAGAGGAGCACGAAGAGUACGAAGAUGACACAUUACGGCACGCAGUAGAGGAAAGGACAUUCCGACCCUUCUUGAUACGGCCGCCUAUGCCACUAUCCGUCAUUGACGAGCUGCGGAAUAAAUACUCGAGGUUCAGGACACGGCACGAAUACGAUUACAAGGUACAGAAAGAGCUGGAAGACGCAAAGGUGGAGGAGAGGAAGGGCUUGAUGAAGACUAUGAGGACUCCGUUGCAAGAGCUGGCGGAAGUGAGGGAGAAGCAAAAGGCCGCGCACCAGAAGGAGUUGACCGAGGAGCAAAUGGCCAAAAUUGGAGAGAUCAUUGCACAGGAGCGGGCGAGGAAGACGGAAGACGGUGUGCCUGCCCCUAUGCCUUCCGCUUAUUCUUGAGCGCAGGCCGCAUGUGCAAACAAUGGAGUGUACGAUACCCAUAUACAGAGGCAGCCAAGCCGAUAGAGUACGUGCUUCCUGCGACCCUCCAGCGCAGCUUCACUGCCUGAUAUCAUGCGACAUUGGAUUGGGAGAGCUCCCUCGUCUUCUGCAGCGGCGCGCGACUGUGAAAGCCGAGCCUGACACAAACGCAGCUCAAUGCUGCUGCGGCAUUGAAGCAGCAUUCCAAUACGAGGUGAUGCGAGACAACCAUAGCUCCCAGCAUGAUGAAGACGACCCCAGCCCAGCAAACUGCUACAUUUACGGCUAUCGACCUCCAGCAUAGUGAGACGCACAAUUCAUCCACAAAUAAAAGCAAUAGCGGAAGUCUAUAAGUCU